AUGUCCGAACCAAGAUCGGUCGCUAUCGUGGGCGCUGGCAUUUUCGGUCUCUCUCUAGCUGUUGCUCUAAGCAAACGUGAGCACCGCGUGGUUGUCUUCGACAGAUACCGUUAUGACGAGACGCACUACGAGCCCGACUUGAAUGGAAAUACGCAGGCUGCGUCGGUAGAUCACAACAAGAUCUUCCGAGCUUCUUAUGGGAGUAAGCUUCAUUACCAACGUCUCGCGUUCGAAAGUCGCGCUGCAUGGGAGGAGAUCAACGAGAAGAGACAUCAAGAGGGUGAUGAGUUCGAUCGAUCAGAUCUUUUCAGCGGGUGCGGCAUGCUCCGAGUUCAGCCCACCGCUGAGCUCGAUCCACUUGAGCGUGAGACACUGAGCAACUUUGAACGAGACGGCCUCAGAGAUACUCAAUUCGUCAAAAGCGAUCAGACUGAUCGAGGUCGAGCGGCUGAGCGUGGAUGGGAGGGAAAGCUUCUGGAUUUCGAAAUCCCGCAAGCAUCACCUGCUCAGACUUACGAAGCCGUUUUGGACUCAACUGCCGGGUUCACAAAAUGCAGUGAAGCCUGCGCUUAUUUUUACAAGUUGGCCUUCCGACAGGGCGUUGAGUUUCACUUUGGUCCCGAGAAGGGUGCCUUUGACAGUAUUGUUGAAGAAAAUCAGUCGCUAUCACACCUGAAGAAGGCAGUCGGGAUCAGAACCAAAGACGGAAUCGUUCACAAAGCGGACGUCGUGGCUAUUGCCGCUGGAUCCUUCUCAACGCAGCUAUUACCUGAUUUAUCUUACCACCUCGAGUCGUCUGCAGGAAGCGUAGUCACCUUCAAGGUGGACAAGAACGACGCGAAUCUGUGGAACAAGUACUCCCCUGAACGUUUCCCAGUCAUUACCUGGAGGAGUGCCCCACGCAACCCGAGCGGCAAAGACACGGGCAGUGUUUAUGUCUUUCCUCGGACUGCUGACGGUCUCAUCAAGAUCGGAUUCCGAGGCAUCAAGUUCACCAACUUCCAAUACGCGCCCUCGGAGGCAGGCUUCACUCAGGAUGGCCAAUGGAGUGUGCCUCUCCCGCCUUCUGACUGUGGCAUAGUCCCGGACCCUGCAAGAGAGGCCAUCCGAAAGUUCGUCUCCAUCUUCCUUCCGGAGUUCGCCGAUAAGGACUUCAAUUCGACUAAGCUAUGCUGGUAUACCGACUCACUGGACAAUUCAUUUGUCAUUGACCAUGUUCCUACUUAUUCUGGAGGAUCUGUCUUCGUUGCAACCGGAGGCAGCGGGCACGGGGCCAAGUUUCUUCCCGUUCUUGGCCAGCACGCAGCCGACAUUUUGAUACACGGGGACCAAAGUUCCUCAUUCAUGAGGCAGCACUGGCGCUGGAGAGACAAAAUUCACAGGGGCAACGGCCUAGAGGAGGGGCCUGAAGGACAGAGAAACAUUGGAGGAUCAAAGGAGGCUUAG
Messenger RNA from Colletotrichum godetiae, 1446 nucleotides. Its product is annotated as FAD dependent oxidoreductase. The coding region runs from base 1 to 1446 and encodes 481 amino acids. The transcript is spliced from 8 exons. NCBI's taxonomy places the organism in Eukaryota, Fungi, Ascomycota, Sordariomycetes, Glomerellales, Glomerellaceae. The record is from RefSeq and is a predicted model, not a curated record. Gene Ontology annotation, molecular function: sarcosine oxidase activity; flavin adenine dinucleotide binding.